This is a messenger RNA of Oppiella nova, 2979 nucleotides long. The record is from the annotation of a GenBank genome assembly. NCBI's taxonomy places the organism in Eukaryota, Metazoa, Arthropoda, Arachnida, Sarcoptiformes, Oppiidae.
AUGGCUGAGAUCCAGACGAGUCACCGACGAGUGGUUUUAGUGCAUUGCGAUCGAGUGACCACUCGUCGUAUUAUAGACACCGCCAAAAGUCUGGGCCUUUUCGACGGCAACAAGAUAUGGGUCUUAUUAGACGGCCUCAUAGGGUCGGCACACAUCACAUCCCCAUCAUUGCGCCAGUAUUUAGAUCUGCCGAAUGGUAUGAUUGCUAUCAGACAUCGAACUCAACAUCAAAACGAUAUCAAAACCCUCACAUCAAUCAUACAAUUAAUCGGAAGAACUGCUUCCAGUGUUUACAAGAAUUCAAGAUUUUUGCUCAAUAGUGACGGCAAGAAUGGGUCGACGCUGGGAGUGAGCUGUUGGCGAAACACCACCGCCAACACCAGAAAGUUCAAUGAUUUGAUCUUCAAAGAAUUGCGGAAAUGGUUGACUCCUAUGUCGACGAUUAAAUCAAACCUAUUAUGCAAACCAAGAAAACAUAUGAAUAACGAAGACAACAGUGAUUUGCUUGGCGUGAAUGAGGAGCACUUGUGGUCGGCGCCGACAUUUGAUAUCCUCAAUCUGGUUCCGGUGCUCACCGGUCAUUCAGCACAGGAGUGGAGGGUUAUAGGAAAUAUCACCAAGGACAACGCCACCAUCAAUACGAUCCGAUACAUUGGCCACACAUCCGAUGUGUUGACGAGUGGAAAGCAUAGGUUCAGAAUCGCCACUAAUAUCGCGCCGCCGUUUGUCAUUGAAUCGUCCAAAUUAGACAAUAAUACGUGUCUUACCGGAGACUUUUGCCUUCAGAUUGAUACGAAAAAUCGCGACGAUUUGAUCGCUAUAUUCACAGACUUUCGGUCGGAUAAGAGGGAAAUGGAGGGAAUCAGUUACGAAGUGCACUGUUGUGCGGGAAUAUCCAUUGAUUUGCUCAACGCCGUGGCCCGGGAUAUGAACUUUGAAUACGAUCUGUAUUUAGUAGCGGACGGUCUGUUCGGAGUGCGGCGGAACGGUCAGUGGGACGGCAUAACGGCCGACCUCGUCAACGAUGUGGCGCACAUGAGUUUCACGGCAUUCAGCACUACCAGCACUCGUGUUCAGGCAAUCGACUAUUCGGUGCCAUUUUUCUACUCGGGAGUGUCAUGUCUGGCGCGAUCGUCAAACUAUACGGACGUACCACUCGAGGCUUUCCUAAUACCUUUCAGCUAUCAAUUAUGGGUCGCGAUAUUCACGAGCCUUUUCACGACAGCAGUCGCGGCUGCUAUUUAUGAGUGGUUCAGUCCCUUCGGUCUCAACCCGUGGGGACGUCAGCGCACAAAAAACUUUAGCUUAGCCUCAGCUCUAUGGGUGAUGUGCUCUCUACUAUUCAGCCAUUUAGUCGCCUUCAAAGCACCCAAAUCCUGGCCCAAUAAGCUUAUGAAACAGAGGACGGGAACGGCCAGAAGUAGUGCUUCUGAGGGCUAUUUAAUGGAAAAAUAUACAGAUCUCUGGCAUCACAUCGAAAAAAAUAAAGUCCAUAACUUUGAUGAAGGACUCGAACACUUGCGGAGCGACAAGUUAGAUGUACUGAUUGGCGAUACGGCUAUAUUAGACUAUUUCCGAGCCACUGAUCCCAGUUGUAAUUUAAGACUAUUAGGGGAUUCCAUAUUUGAUGACGCCUACGCUAUUGGUAUGCAAAAAGGCUUUCCAUUUCGGGAAUUGAUCUCAAGUCUGAUACUGAAGUAUAAUGAGUACGGCUUUCUGGACCAAUUGCACCGCAAAUGGUAUGGAAGAGUCCACUGUCUGGAGUCGUCGGCGCUGACCAAACCCAAGCCUUUGACUGUGAAAGCAGUCGCCGGAGUGUUUCUGAUGCUAUUCUUUGGCCUCAUCGUUGGGACACUUAUUCUACUCAUUGAACACUUUGUCUUCAAAUAUAUUCUUCCGUCGCUCAGAAAGAAACCCAAAGACUGCUUCUGGAAGAGUCCGAACCUUAUGUUUUUCAGUCAAAAAUUAUACCGUUUUAUAAAUACCGUUGAAUUGGUUUCACCCCAUCAUUCGGCCAAAGAAAUUAUGUCUAAUCUCAGGGAAGGACAGAUCGCGAGUCUCUUUCAGAAAAGUGUCAAAAGAAAAGCAAAAGAAGAGGCCAGACGUCGGAAAAGUAAAUCACAAUUCUUUGAGAUGAUUCAAGAAGUCAGAAAAGUUGUUCAAAGAGCAGCACAUGAGAGAAGUUUUAACGACUCGAUCGAAGUCACAGCGGGAAUGCCGUCAAUCGUAUCCAAUAAGAAAGACUCGAUUGUAACGGAAACGGAGUCAGUGGGGGCAGUGGGGGUAAUGGGGGCGCCCACCACUUUCAGGACCUCUUCUAUACGGUUCAAAGAGCACGAAGAGAUCUUUGAUGAGCGCAUUCUUGUCCACAGAGAACCCCUUCCGCCGCAUCUCAUAGUAAAGCCCGUCUCGAGUCUGAAGGGCUCGGAGUCGAGGAGCAAACUACUGAAGUCCUGUCGGACCCCCACAUCUGCCACGAGUAGUGGCGAAUCCACUUACUAUAGGAGUCCCGCAUCGCCUGUCGUCAAACGCCGGUCCCGACCCACGCCUGCCCUCAACUCUCAACAGUUCACCACAAGCUUUAGUCUAGAAAACGUGUCGUACCCUUCAAUACCCGACACCACUCUAACCAAUAAAUAUGACGAUCGAAAGACACAGAAUAAGCGAAAGAUGUGGUCUUUCGACGAUUUGGAUGCAAUAAAACGUGAAUUGAAUGAACCCAUGUCUCCAUGCGAUCGAAACCACUCGAGUCUUAUGUUGUUUGAGUUCAUCCCUAAGAAGAGUUCUGUGAUUAUGUCGAGUCCUCGGCAUCGGAUCGACAGCUUAAGGCUGGCGUCGAUGAGCAAAGAGGACGUGUUGGCGAUGUGGAGGUCCUCUGAACGGGAACUCCUAAACCAAUUACAGGAGGCGUUGCAGCAGAAGCGGGCACUGGAGGAAAGGGUGGCUCUCCUGCAAAGAAUGCUAAUGAAGCCGCCCUGA